GCCUGCCGCCCCCUCCCCGGGCUCCCCGGUACCUUCUUCCCCCCAGCCUGCCGCCCCCUAACCGGGCUCCCCUGGUACCUUCUUCCCCCCAGCCUGCCGCCCCCUCCCCGGGCUCCCCGGUACCUUCUUCCCCCCAGCCUGCCGACCCCUCCCCGGGCUCCCCUAACAUCUCCUGUCCCCAGCCUGCCGCCCCCUCCCCGGGCUCCCCGGUACCUUCUUCCCCCCAGCCUGCCGCCCCCUAACCGGGCUCCCCUAACAUCUCCUGUCCCCAGCCUGCUGCCCCUACUUUAGACCUUAGUUCCCCGCCUCUACGCUCCGCUGCCCCCCAAUUUGUCUCCCGCCCCCCUAGUGGCGCUGCUACCCCUCCCCACCCCAGCUUGGCUGCCACCGCCCCCUGCCCCGGGCGCGGCUGCCGGGGAGCGACCUGAGCGGAGCUGCCGGCGGCCGGGACUUAGCCGGACUCCCAGCAGCGGAUCGGGACGGCCCCCAGCUCGGCCCCCCGCCACAGCGCCCGCUGCCCGCCAUGGACGGGCCGGUUUGGAGCGGGGUCCUGGCCGCGCUGGUGGCUUGCUGGCUGGCGGUGGGCGCCGGGGGCUCCCCGACGCCGCCCCCCACUGCGGGGGGCGCCCCGCAGGACACCUGCACGUCCUGCGGCUUCCGGCGGCCAGAGGAGCCGGGCAAGGUGGACGGGGAUUUCCUGGAGGCGGUGAAGCGGCACAUCCUGAGCCGGCUGCAGCUGCGGGACCGGCCCAACAUCACCCACGCCGUGCCCAAGGCGGCCAUGGUCACGGCGCUGCGCAAGCUGCACGCCGGCAAGGUGCGGGAGGACGGCCGGGUGGAGAUCCCCAGCCUGGACGGGCAGGCGAGCGGCGGGCCCCCGCUGCACGAGCAAGUGUCCGAGAUCAUCAGCUUCGCCGAGACAGAUGAUAUGGCCUCAUCUAGAGUCCGCCUCUAUUUCUUCAUCUCAAAUGAAGGGAACCAGAACUUGUUUGUCGUUCAAGCCAGCCUGUGGCUUUACUUGAAGCUGCUUCCGUAUGUCUUAGAGAAAGGUAGCAGGCGAAAAGUAAAAGUCAAAAUCUAUUUCCAAGACCUGGACACUAGCAACAAGUGGAAUGUGGUCGAAAAGAAAGUUGAUCUCAAAAGAAGUGGUUGGCACACUUUUCCCCUGACCGAAGUUAUCCAGGCUCUGUUUGAGAAAGGAGAAAGGAGACUGAACCUGGAUGUUCAAUGUGAGGGCUGUGAAGAGUAUUCAGUGCUGCCAAUUUAUGUGGACCCUGGGGAGGAAUCCCACCGUCCUUUUUUAGUAGUGCAAGCCCGGUUAGCUGAUAACAAACACAGGAUCCGGAAAAGAGGCCUGGAGUGUGAUGGCAGGACCAAUCUAUGUUGCAGGCAACAGUUUUACAUUGACUUUAGACUCAUUGGGUGGAAUGACUGGAUCAUAGCGCCAUCAGGUUACUAUGGGAAUUACUGUGAAGGGAGCUGCCCAGCCUACUUGGCUGGAGUCCCAGGAUCAGCUUCCUCUUUUCACACUGCGGUAGUGAAUCAGUACCGCAUGCGAGGGCUGAACCCAGGCACCGUGAACUCCUGUUGCAUUCCAACCAAACUUAGCACAAUGUCAAUGCUGUACUUUGACGAUGAAUACAACAUUGUGAAAAGGGACGUUCCCAAUAUGAUUGUGGAAGAAUGUGGUUGUGCUUGAUUUAAGGUGUGUUUCGGGGGGGGAGAAAGAGAACAUUCCCAUACUAGAUGGUGUUGGAGGAAUUUUCACUGUGUAUCCAGGCAUCGGUGUUAAGUCACUGUGGAAAAGUCUGGCAAAAAAAAAAAAGUUUCACAUCGGUGUCAGGACAGUGGCAGUUUGUGGAUCUUGGAUAUUUAAAUAUUCUACCAUUUGUAAACUAAUGCUAUGAAAUACUUUACACACACACACACACACGAGAUACAAGUAACAGGAAGUCAAUCACCAGUGACAACAUAACUAAAAUGCCUGCCAGUACAAGUGAAUGGCUAAGCAGCUGUUUCCCCACCUGCCUGGAAAGUCAGACUGAAAUGAGCUCUAUGUGCUCAUACAAAACAACACAAAAAAGAGAGAACAUAAUAUAUUCUUGCACGCAGGUGUCAAAAUCACCAAACUUAAAAAUGACCAUCACCUCUUGGGUCCAAAGGGAAGCCGCAGUCCACCUGCCUAUGCAGGUGAUCACUUCCUCUUAAUUUAAAAUCUCCUAAACACCACACAUAUCCUUAUCUUCCGACAGCACUUCCAGUAAGGAAUAUCACAUGAUAAAAUGAGAGAGAGAGAGAGAGAGAGAGAUACACAUAAGCAGCUACUGUAAUUCUGAGACUUGCUGUAUUCUUCUAAAUCACGUUUGGUUGGCAGUAUUUGAUGCUUUAACUGACUGCUAGAAAUCCAUGGAUGGCUAUUUCUGUUGUGCCAUUGAAAAGGGGCUUUUCUGUCCUAUCUGGAUUGUGCUGACCAUUAGCAUCUCGCUGUUUUAAGAACAAAAAAUCAAAGUUGCAAUCUGUGUAUUUCAGCAGGAGACUCUGCAAGGACAUGUAAUGUGGGAGAAAAACAAACAAAAUAAAUGCUACCACAACUAAACCAAUGAACCCUAAAAGGAAUUACAGUAACAUGGUGGACACACUCUGAAAAAUGCUGUGCAUUUAAUAAAAGGUGAAGAACAUUUUAACAAGUCUUGGAAAGGAGGAGAGUGCUUUCAAUUUCUUUACCAGGAAGUGUCAAGGAUGGCCAUUAAGAUCAGAAAAUAAAGAUGCAGCAUAGCACUUGCAAACUGUUUAAAUGCACAUAUUAUAGCACUUGCAGAUUUCAAUGCCUUGAAAAGUGGUACUUGAUAGUGCACUUAUCUUUGCUCACUAUCUAGGUAAACAGGUGCCGCAUGAGCUAUGCAAUUUAAAGUGUUGACCCAUACUAGACAGAACUGGACUUAUGAUAUGACUUUUUAUAUUUUUUUAUACUUGAAAUUAAAUCUUUUGCUUCUUUUUUAAAGCGAAUGAUUGCUUUUAAUGUUUGCACUGAUUUAGUUGCAUGAUUAGUCAAAAACCUGCCAUUUGAAAAAAGUUAUUUUUAUAGCAGCAAAAAUGAAUACAUUUAAAUGUAUUAUACGUAAAUUUUGGAACCAAAGAGGCCAACAUAUUUAGUUAUAAUUUUUAUGAGAUGGCAAAGCUAUCGUAUAUCAUGUAGUUGUACUGAGCAAUCCUCACAAGGCCUACCAAUUCUUUCAGGGUACAAAAUGGAUUGUUUGUUCUAUUCAAUGUCUUUUCUAUACUGUACGCACAUGGAACGUAGAGUGAAAAAAUGACUGUUCUAGAAUACAUUACAAUAUGUACAUCCUUUAAAUCCAUUUUUUAUGUUUAUUUAAUAAAGUUCCUUUUAGGUUCUGUUCCAUAGUAAUUUAAAACCAAACAAGUUUCACUUAGAUUUGCUGUUGAAGUAUUUUGCUUUUGUGUACAGAUUAAGUAAAUAAAAAGAUUGAAAACUGGAUGAGCUUUUAUGCAUGUCACCUCCUGGGGAGCUUGAUUACAUAUAAUUUACAACUCUCAGGAUUAAGGGUGAGGAGAGUGGGUAAGAUGGAGCAUGAACCUACUAUAAGGGUUGCCAAUUUUGGUUGGAUGUAUUCCUGGCCGUUUCCUCACAUGACAUAAUCUUUAAUUAAAGAUUAACCUUUAAUUCCUGGAGGCUCCAGGACAAUCCUGGAGGUUUGGCAACCUUAGACUGUAUUAACGUUGCUCACCCCAGCAAAGUCUGGGGUCCAGCCCCGAUCCUGGCCUGAAAAUCAUAUAUUAUGCUUUUCCAGCUUCACAGGCACCUGAACAGAUGUCAAAGAAGUAUUUUCAGUUCAUGUCUUUUUUUUUUUUGUAUGUCGUGAAAUCUGUCUUCAAGCACCACUUAAGGGACAGUCAAAAGUCAGUUGUUAAGCAAGCAGGUUCUAUAAUUAUGGAAUACAAAAAUGACUUGGGCCCAGAUCCUCAAAGCUAUUUAGGCAUCUAAAUUGAAAUCAGUGGGAGUUAAGCACCUAUGUACCUUUGAAGAUCUGGGCCUAGGUCACUUUUGAAAAUAAGAUUUGGGCUCCUAAAUUAUGUAAGCACUUUUUAACAUUUUACCCAAUGUCUGGGCAAUGUCUGUUGCUCUUAGGUGUGGAAUGAGUUACUGGUUUUAGCACAAAGCUGGGGGCUAAUAAAUCAUGAGAUCUAAUCCUGGCUCUUGACAAUGACCCAGCCCAGGGACUUAGACCAACAUGUUCAAAAGUGGGCUCUGAUUUUGAGUGCCAAUUUGAGGCACUAUAGGCUUGAUUUUCAGAAGCGCUGAAGUUGUAGGGGCUCAGCAUAUCUCAACAGCAGGUCCCAUGUAUCUCAAGUUGAACACCCAGAAAAAGAGGCACCCAAAAUGCGAGGCUACUUUUGGAAAUGUUGGCCUUCAUCUUUUUGCUUCAGGUUGCCCUCUCUAUAACAUGGGAAUAGCAUUUAUCUGCAGCUGUUGCAAAGGUCGCAGGUCACAGCAGGUGUUGUGAAGGUUAGUUAAUGUUUGCAAAAGUGCACAGUGGGCCAGAUCCAAAGCCCAUUGAAAUCAAUGGGAGUCUUUCACGUUGACUUCAAUGGGCUUCAGCUUAGGCCUUGUAAAUGCUACAUAUUAUUCAGUCCUGCUGGUGCGCUGAGGUUCUGGAGCUGGAAAUCCAUGCUCCUUCCUCAUUUAAAAUAUUCUAAAAGAAGUAAAAACUAAGUUCCCUACAUGGAACUCUUACUGGUGUUAAUGAGCGUUCUGUGAAAGGCAUGUCACAAUAUGGUGCACCAACAGAACACGCAAUGGAUCGACUUUGCACACUGUGCAUUUCCACUGGUAAUAGAUAAUUGCUCAGAAAUCAUCCAAGACUCACCUGCUUUGCUUUGUCACUUCUGAGAGAGAAGAAGUCAGAACUGGAAAUUAACAAUGUAUUUGUUGUACAGUCUGUUCACACAGCAAUAAUAUAUGAAAAUGAAAGUCAGUAUAGACAGAUCAUGAAGCAAGGGUUAAACUUCAUAUACUUUGCCACAACUGGCUACAGAUCUAUAAUGUUAGUU
Dermochelys coriacea (leatherback sea turtle) is the source of this 5070-nucleotide messenger RNA. It is a transcript of the gene INHBB, whose product is annotated as inhibin subunit beta B. Gene Ontology annotation, molecular function: cytokine activity; growth factor activity. NCBI's taxonomy places the organism in Eukaryota, Metazoa, Chordata, Testudines, Dermochelyidae. The coding region runs from base 524 to 1699 and encodes 391 amino acids. The transcript has 2 exons. Gene Ontology annotation, cellular component: extracellular region. The record is from RefSeq and is a predicted model, not a curated record. Gene Ontology annotation, biological process: SMAD protein signal transduction; BMP signaling pathway.